Molecule: messenger RNA, 1635 nt
Organism: Debaryomyces fabryi
Lineage: Eukaryota; Fungi; Ascomycota; Pichiomycetes; Serinales; Debaryomycetaceae
Exons: 1
Coding region: 1-1635 (544 amino acids)
Biological process (GO): nuclear envelope organization; lipid homeostasis
Cellular component (GO): nuclear membrane; nuclear envelope
Source: RefSeq, a predicted model, not a curated record
AUGGCAUCGCAUGACUUUGAUGGAAGCUUCUUGCAAUCAUUGUCAAUAGAUGAUACUAAUUAUGUUACGUCUCAAACCAGAUAUGAGGAAACUUACGAUAAUGAUGAUGAUGAUUACAUGGAAAUAGACAAUACGCUUGAUUUAGAUCCGCCACUAUCAAAUUAUAAUACACCACCUCCUGGACAUGGAAAUGUUGAUCGUUUGACCCCUACUACAAGAUUACAGGAAUAUAUUGCAACACCAUUUCAAUCAACCCCUAUAAGUAAAGAUGAAGGUGCAAAAUUAGGUGGUAUGAAAGAGUUUUUUAUGAAGAAAGAAAAUGAAAGCAACAACGUAGAUAAUGAUAGAGAAAUGACCGAGGAAGGGAAUUCUGAAUGUGAGGAUAAUAAUACCAAUGGCGAAGAAAACGGGAAGGAACAAGGAAUAGAUGAGGAAUAUUCUAGAAAUGACAGCAUAGUAUCUUCAUUUUCUCAUUCCAUAUUAUCACCCACAAACCUAGGUGCCAAAUUGGCGAUAAUGCCAAGACAGAAGUUGCUACUUCCUUCUAAUAUGGAUGGUAACGAAUCAAUUGAUUAUGAAAUCGAUACAAAUUCCAAUAAUGAAAGCUAUAGCACCAACUUUGACACCUUCAGCAAUUACAGAAGCACGCCAGAAUUAAAGCACAGAACUGGACAAAGGAACAUAAGCUCUUUUAGCGCAAGUGAUGCAAAUGCUUUUUUUGCCAAUAAGUCAAACAGGAACAACGAUAUUGAAGAAUAUACCUAUAAUCCAACAAAUGGAGGCUAUGAUUCGAAUGAUUCAAGAAGUAGUAUCAACAAUUCCAUGAACCAAUCUUACAUGUAUAGGAAAAAUAUGAAUAAGUUUCCAGCUAAUAACCUAUUUAGUCCAGUCAGCAGCUCGUGGGCGACUCCGGUACAGGUCCACCAUCAUCAUUACUAUAGUACCCCUAUUAAUCAAUCGGGAACUCAUUUAGCUAGUCCAAGUCAGCUCGAAAUACAGAACCAAAUACAACAGCAACGAGCAGGACAAUUACAACAUCAAGAUUCAGGCAGGAUACAAGUCAUGGAUCCCAACCAAGCUCACAAUAACUAUGCUCAUAAUAGAGAUAUUUCUCUACCUUUACCGUGGGAAGAAAAUUCUAGUCCGCUAGAGAAAACUUCAUACAUACUAUCUUCGUAUUUACAGCUACUCAUAAAUUUUGUUGCUACAUGCUACGCAGCCUAUUUAGUUUAUUCUAUCGUUCAAACUGUUAGGCAAGAUAUAAAGCAUAAACUUUCUCAACAAAUUUCAAAUGUUCUAGUGGAGAUCGAAUCAUGCAAACGGUCAUACUAUGAUAAUAACUGUUCUCCGGAACUGAUUGUUCCAAUUCUAGAGAAACCUUGUGCCUACUGGUUGAAAUGUAUGAAUCAAGACCCAUAUAACGGAGGCGGAAAUAAGUCCCUGAUUAGUGCGGAAACAGUGGGGAUGAUUAUUAAUUCUUUGAUCGAACCGUUAAGUUUCAAAUUCUUUCUUGUGAUGUUUAGUUUUGUAUUGCUAAUAUUUGCUUGCAAUUUUACCUUUGGAUUCAUAAGAGCAAAGAGUUAUUAUGGGUGGAACAAAGAAAUAGAUAGAACACAGUCUCUAAUUGAGAAUUAG